AACAAACAUUCUAGAUAUAAACCCACAAUAUUUAUUUCGCUCAGAAUUUCCGAUUUUCCCCUUUCUCUCCCCAGUUGAAGGCAAUGGCCAGGACAAUGCUGCUCCUCCUCCUUCUCACCCUGGUGAUUUCCCAACAUGCCGUGGGGGGAACCAUGUUCAGGGGCGACGAGGAGGGUCUAGAACUUGAGGAGAUUGGCGGCCCAGAGACAAGUUACCCAGAAGGAGACCCACGGGAGAAGAGUGAGUCCUAUGAGCUGAUCCCAAGUGCUGACACUCUAAGCUGGCCGGGCCGCUCCAACAUCUGCUACUUUAUCCGUGAGGGGAGAUUAGAGAGUCAGCUCUCCUGCCACCUCCGUUUCACCCGGAGCAAAUUUAACUUUAACCCUUUCGGGCUGCGUUUCGGGAAGCGGGCGCGUGGCGAUGCCAAUGGGGAGGGACUGGCGCCCCUCGUGCCCCGACGGCUCCUCCCUUUCCUGCUGAAGCUGAAGGACAAACGGUGCAGCGAGAGCGUCGGGGAAACCUGCUGAGCCCCAAAACUUUGUAUUCUCUCCAUUAAAGGGCAAGUUCAUCUCAGAUAUUUAUUUUCUACCUGGCGGUGACGCCGGGAGAUUCCUCUGUAUCGUCGUGUUUGGGUUUACUUUGCCUUCAUGUUCUGCCAA
Molecule: messenger RNA, 659 nt
Organism: Xenopus tropicalis (tropical clawed frog)
Lineage: Eukaryota; Metazoa; Chordata; Amphibia; Anura; Pipidae
Gene: kiss2
Product: kisspeptin 2
Source: RefSeq, marked validated